UUAAAAAGAAGCGACACGCGUUCCGUAUCAUUUUCCAAUUGGCGCUCGUACACCGCGGCCGUGCCGUCGAUCCGACAACAGUCGCAGCAGCAGCAGCAGCAGCAGCCGCCGCAGCAGCAGCCGCCGCCGCCGCCGCCGCAGCCGCAGCCGCAUUCAUCUCGACAGCCGCCACUAUUACCACACGCCGUCGUCUCCACCACGACCACUUCUACACCACGGCCGGUACAACUGCCGUAGCCACAAUCGCCGCAGACCACUGAUACGGCCGCCGCUGAUAACUCGUGGUUCUCACACGACGGCGAUGAUACGAUAAACAGUCGUCGACCGGUCCGGCUCAGUUCUUGUUUUUUUUUUUUUUUUUUUUUUUUUUUUUUUUGUUCAAAUUUCAUUUUUUCGCGCUCUUCUAUAACCUCUCUUUCCCCCGCGUAGCCCCGUCGAACUCAAUUCGUCUCUGCCCCUACUCACCGACGGCAUCGUCGCCGACCGCUUAUAAUUAUAAGCGAAUAGGUACUAAGUUCAUUGUAAAAAUUAAUAAACGCAUUUUUCGACAUGCAACCGCCGUUCACGUCCACGUUCGUCCGCUCAAUUUAGUUCCUACAACAAUGUUUUCCGUUUCUUGUAGUCGGUACCCGAAAGUUUCUCAUUAGAGUCGAAAAGCAUUCGACUUAACGCGCCUUCACUCGGGCGUAUUAUUCAAACAUCGCACGCGCAUCAUCAACACGGCGAAUCAUCCGUCCACCGUCAUGUCGUCGACAACCAACUCCGUCCCGUAUGGCGUACAGAUUCUGCAAAAGGUUUCUGACAAGUGUCCUAGCCUCAACCGAAUCAUCGACCGUGAAAAUCUGUACAAAUAUAGUGUUCUUGUAUUGACAUUCAUCACAUAUGCGGCUUAUCAUGCAUCUCGAAAACCUAUUAGUGUUGUUAAAAUUGUAUUGUACCAAAACUGUUCUGAAGCUACUACUCCUGCUCCUAUUAACAACACAGAUCCUGAUUGGUGUAACUGGGCACCAUUUAAUGCUGAAAACCACAGUGCAUUGUUUGGAACGUUGGAUUCGGCAUUUCUUUUUGCCUAUGCAAUAGCAAUGUUUUUUAGUGGUAUAAUUGCGGAACGUGUCAACAUAAGAAUAUUUUUAACUAUUGGAAUGCUUUUAUCUGGUACAGCUUGCUCAAUGUUUGGAUUAGCUCAUUAUUACAAUAUACAUUCCAUGUGGUAUUUUAUCGGAGUUCAGAUAUUUGGUGGUAUUUGUCAAACUACUGGAUGGCCUGGUGUUGUGACUGCAAUGGGAAAUUGGUUUGGCAAAGGAAACCGAGGUUUUAUAUUUGGUAUUUGGAACUCUCACACAUCUAUUGGAAAUAUCAUUGGUACUUUACUGGCUAGUUUGUAUGUUGAAUCCAAUUGGGGAUUAUCAUUUAUUGUUCCUGGAAUAUUUAUAAUUGCUUCUGGAAUUCUAAACUAUUUGUUUCUUGUGGUCCAUCCAUCUGAUAUAAAUAGUGAUACUCAUUUGAAUGAAAAAGUCCAGAAUGGUCACAAGGCUUUAGAGAGAAAUGGAAUACGAAGACAAUCUCCUCGUCGCGACUAUAACAUACAAGAAGAAAAUGAAAUUUUGAAGGGCAGUUCAGAAGAGAAAAAACCCAGCACUUCCCCACAAGAGGUCUCUAUACCUCUUGGCGAUAUUUCAUCUAAGGAGUUGUCAUUGUUACCUUCUAACAAGGAUGAAGUAAAAGAAAAAACUGAAGGCAGCCCAAUUCUUUCCCAUUUAAAUGGUUCACCAAAAAAAGCCGUUGGUUUUAUUGGUGCCAUCAAAAUUCCUGGUGUAAUUGAAUUCUCUAUGUGUCUAUUCUUUGCAAAACUAGUCAGUUACACUUUUCUAUACUGGUUACCAAAUUACAUUAAGUAUUCUUCUGAUUAUAGCCCUUCACAAAGUGCAGAUUUGUCUACUUUAUUUGAUGUUGGAGGUAUUUUUGGUGGAAUUGCCGCAGGAAUAUUCAGUGAUAUGUUUGGAAAAAGUGCAUGUACAUGUGCAGUGAUGUUGUUUUUGGCCAUUCCAUCUCUAUAUGCUUACAAUUUGUUGUCUUCGGUCAAUUUAAUUGUGAACAUUGCUUUAUUAGUUAUUGCUGGUGGUCUGGUUAAUGGGCCAUAUGCACUGAUUACUACUGCGGUAUCCGCUGAACUAGGAACGCACAGCUCUUUAAAAGGAAAUUCAAAAGCAUUAUCUACUGUUACAUCUAUUAUUGAUGGCACUGGAUCAAUAGGUGCAGCUGUUGGACCUCUUCUGGCUGCUUACAUUUCUAACCUUUUUGGUUGGACAAGUGUUUUUUAUAUGCUUAUGGGUUCCAAUGUACUUGCAAUAUUGUUGCUUACACGACUGGUCAAGCGAGAACUCCAGAAUGUUGGCUAGCUCCAAAAUACCCUACAACUGAUAAGACUUAAAUGAAGAAUGAAACAUAUUAGUUUGUAAAAUGUCUUUGCUAUCAUGCAAUUGGUUAAAUGAAAAAAAAAACAAUACAUAAAAUAACUUUUUGUAUGGUUGUAAUGUAUAUUUUAGCUCCUAAGUAAUAUUUAUUUGUAUUAAUAUUAAGUUCUUCGUUCCAUUUUUAUCUCUUAGAGAUUUUAAAAUAGUUUCAAUUUUAUUAUGAUUAUAACUUUUCUUUUUUUA
This is a messenger RNA of Aphis gossypii (cotton aphid), 2657 nucleotides long. RefSeq names its product glucose-6-phosphate exchanger SLC37A2 (gene MFS16). The coding region runs from base 744 to 2399 and encodes 551 amino acids. The record is from RefSeq and is a predicted model, not a curated record. NCBI's taxonomy places the organism in Eukaryota, Metazoa, Arthropoda, Insecta, Hemiptera, Aphididae. Gene Ontology annotation, biological process: transmembrane transport. The transcript has 15 exons. Gene Ontology annotation, cellular component: membrane. Gene Ontology annotation, molecular function: transmembrane transporter activity.